Molecule: messenger RNA, 2289 nt
Organism: Gigantopelta aegis
Lineage: Eukaryota; Metazoa; Mollusca; Gastropoda; Neomphalida; Peltospiridae
Product: receptor-type tyrosine-protein phosphatase S-like
Exons: 12
Coding region: 137-1417 (426 amino acids)
Biological process (GO): protein dephosphorylation
Molecular function (GO): protein tyrosine phosphatase activity
Source: RefSeq, a predicted model, not a curated record
CGAUAGAAACAGUGGUUGCAGGAUAAAAUACAAUUUUAUAAAGUCAUCAAAAUGUCUGGAUAUUCAUGAACAUUUGUCCAAACAUUUUAAUACAGAUGUCUGCCCCGUUUUAUGUUUUAGUGUCUCAAAGAUUGAAAUGGAGUCAAAAUAUAACAGCAGAAGUAGCGAUACACAAGACAGUUCGGAAAUGCAGUCAGUAUUUAAAACGAGGCCAGUUAAAAUGAAAAACUUCAACCAACAUAUCACUGAGCUAUAUUCUAACAUGUUUGCACUGUUUAUCAAGGAAUGGUCGGACCUGGAUAAAUGUACCGUUUUUCACACCGCUGCAUCGUGUGCACUAGAAGUCUGUAACAGACGGAAAAACAGAUACCAAACGAUCCUUCCUUAUGUCCAUAGCCGAGUGACGCUAGAGCCGCUUUCAACUGAGGGUUCGGACUACAUAAACGCCGAUUUCAUUACCGGCCACAAAGAACGAGAAUACAUCGCCACUCAGGCUCCACUGAAGGAGACGUUUGCGGACUUCUGGCGGAUGGUGUGGCAGUACAAGUGCAGAGUGAUCGUCAUGCUGGCGGAGCUCGUCGAACACGAAAUCGUAAAAGUGGACAGAUACUGGCCGGACAGACUAGGAUUCACAGAGAAAUAUGGAGACAUAGCUGUUCGCCUAGCAUUUAUAAGUCAACGGGAAAGGAUCAUCGUCCGAAAAUUCCACCUGACACUGGGAACGGAAAAGAGAGUUGUUAGUCAGUACGUCCUUGAAGACUUCAAAGAAGAUUGCUCUGACGUGACUCCCUCUGCCAUCGUCGACUUUAUCCAGACAGUUCGCGAAGACCUGAACUCAGGCCCGGACUCUGGCCCUGCUGUUGUGCACUGCAGUGCUGGACUAGGUAGGACGGGCGUGUUCAUCGCGCUAGAUUACUUCCAACAGCGUAUUGCUAUGAUGUCACUCGAAGAUACGAUCGAUGUGUUUGCAUUUGUUCUGAAGAUGAGAAAUCAUCGACCACAUAUGGUGCAAAACCUGAAGCAGUACCUCUUUAUCCACGAUCUACUGAACCUCUUGAUUUUCGUGAAGCAAGUAAUUCUAAGACAAAUUCAAGAAAUGCAAGCUGACAUCAACAAUGAACACCAUAUCCAGGACCACAACAAAGUGCUUGUCCACGUCAGCAAUAAAAAGGAUGUCCCCACCACCAGUGAAGGACAUGACCACGCCAGCAGUGAAACGUCUGUGCCCGCCAGCAAUAAAAAGGUUGACAGCUCUAGUUAUGACGAGAUUAUUCGCGCCAGCAAUAAAAAGAUUGCCGACGCCAGUAAUAAAGAGCUUGCCGACGCCAGUAAUAGAGGGCAUAUCGCCACUAGGAAGGAAAAGCCUGUCCAACCAGCAGUGAAGAAGGUGUCGACGACAUCUAGGAAGAGCAUUUAGCAGUGAUGGGGAUGACGAUGUAGCUAUUGAAACUGAAGAUACCUAUCUCUAAACACACUGUCAGGAUGGAUGCAUGUCAUUAUUUUUGUUUUGGUUGUUGUAUGGUUUUAUAUAUUGUUAUUGCAUGCACCGUUUUUCACAAUAUAUAAAUUUACAUGUUAUGAUUCAUAACAUAAACUUGUGUACAAUGUAAAUUUAGAAGGUACACACCUUAAUUAUUUAUUUUUGUUUUGGAAACUAUUCUACUUUAAGACAGUUUUACCCCUUUUGUGUACGGAUGUUCUGUGCAAUGUGACAGUGUUUUACUGUCACUUAAUACAAGUAAACAAAUAAUUGCUGAAAUUACAAGCAAAUGUACACCUCACUGGUCAAACAUUUUCAAAAUAUAGUUAACGUUUGCCAGGGAAAAUGCUUUGAGGUGGUCGUGCUUAGUAGGAAGGCCAAAUUCCAGAGUUUAAUACACAAAACUUGAAAAGUCAUAUCUACAUUUAGAAAUAAUUGUAUAAUUGAUGAAGGUACAGCAAAGGUCAACAAUAUGUUUGAAAACAUUUUAUUAAUGAAGUCACAUUUACUUGUACUUUCAACAAUUAUACAAUUGUUUGUUUAUGUAGAACCGGUACAUGCUGUUUUGCCUUGUGUUUGUGAUUUAUGUUUGUAUUCACAAUGCCUGGUCUUAAUUUCAUAGAAGAUGUUUGCGUGUUUCCCACACAUGGGAUAAUCUAUCUACUGAUUUGAUGUCAUGUGUUUAAAUGGAGGACAUAGACACUUCUCUAAAAUGUGUCCAAUUGUUCUUUUAAUUUAUGUAAGCUGACAUCCCAGUAUUGUCUAAAAUACAUUUUAUACAAUAAAUAUAUUGUUACAAAUAUUAAAAA